Messenger RNA from Peromyscus californicus insignis, 8471 nucleotides. RefSeq names its product zinc finger protein 780A-like. The record is from RefSeq and is a predicted model, not a curated record. Gene Ontology annotation, biological process: regulation of DNA-templated transcription. Lineage: Eukaryota; Metazoa; Chordata; Mammalia; Rodentia; Cricetidae.
CCCAUGAGGCACCGCGCUGGACAAAAGCCUCACCUUCCGGUGUCCUGGCUGAGGUAUCGCGGAUGGUCAGUGCUUUCUGGUGGGAGGAUCCUGAAGAAGGAUGGCCAGCUCUAGUUCUCAAGACAUGGUCUGUGGGUCAGUGACUUUCAGAGAUGUGGCUGUUGUCUUCUCUCGGGGGGAGUGGGCCUACCUGGAUGCUUCUCAGAGGGUCUUAUACAGGGACAUAAUGUUGGAGACCUACAGCAACCUCGUCACAGUGGUGGGAAGUUCCGUUUCCAAACCCGAUCUGAUCACCUUAUUAGAGCAGAAGAGAGAGCCCUGGAUGGUUGUGAAGAAACAAACAGCCAAGCCCAGCCCAGAUUUGGAGUCAGAUUAUAAAGUUCAAAAAACAUCUCCAGACAAUCGUAUUUCUAAUAUAAAUUUACCCAAAGAGAGCGUAAAGCAUAUAAGUAAAACUUUUGACCUCCAGGGCUCCAGUUUUAGAAAUGGCCCCAACUGUAUUACAUCCAAGGCACUACAGAGUAAUCAAGAAGGAGAUGCUAAUCAAAAGAUUACAAACAAGGAAAAACUACCUACUGACACCUGCCAGACUCCUACUCAUAAUACAAAAAAAACAUAUGAAUGUACUGAGUGUGGGAAACACUUUGGUUGUAGUUCAGAUCUUAUUCAGCAUCAAAGUAUUCAUACUGUAAAGAAACCCCAUGAAUGUAAGGAAUGUGGGAAAGCCUUCAGACUCCAGCAACAGCUUAGAAGACAUCAGAAGUCUCACAGUGCUGAGAGACCUUUUGAAUGUGAUGAAUGUGGAAAGGCUUUUCAACUUCCCAGCAUGCUUAAGUACCACAAAACCAUUCAUUCAAGUGUAAAACCAUUUGAAUGUGAGGAAUGUGGGAAGUCCUUCAAGCUAGUCUCCCACCUUGUUGAACAUAGGAGUGUUCAUGCUGGUGUGAAACCCUAUGAAUGUAAGGAAUGUGGGAAAGCCUUCAGACUCCUGCAACAGCUUAGAAGACAUCAGAAGUCUCACAGUGCUGAGAGACCUUUUGAAUGUGAUGAAUGUGGAAAGGCUUUUCAUCUUCCCAGCCUGCUUAAGUACCACAAAACCAUGCAUACAAAUAUAAAACCAUUUGAAUGUGAGGAAUGUGGGAAGUCCUUCAAGCUAGUCUCCCGCCUUGUUGAACAUAGGAGUGUUCAUGCUGGUGUGAAACCCUAUGAAUGUAAGGAAUGUGGGAAAGCCUUCAGACUCCAACAACAGCUUAGAAGACAUCAGAAGUCUCACAGUGGUGAGAAACCUUUUGAAUGUGAGAAAUGUGGGAAAGCCUUCAGACUUCCCCACCAACUAAAAGGACAUCAGAAAUCUCAUAGUGGUGAGAGACCUUUUGAAUGUGAGAAAUGUGGGAAGUCCUUUAAGCGAGUCUCCCACCUUGUUGAACAUAGGAUUAUUCAUGCUGGUGUGAAACCAUAUGAGUGUAAUGAGUGUGGAAAAGCCUUUAAACGUCGCUCAAACUUCUUGCAACAUCAGAAAAUUCAUUCUGAUGAGAGACCCUUUCAGUGUAAGGAGUGUGGAAAGGCCUUCACUGUUCUUGCAGAGCUCACUAAGCACCAGGACAUUCAUACUGGAGAGAAAUCAUUGAAUCAGCAGUGUGGGAAGAUACUCAGUUGUGGUUCAUUGCUUUUGCAGCACCAGAAAAUUCAUACUGGUGAGAAACCCCUUGAAUGUAAUGUAUGUGGGAAGACUUUUAGGCUUCAGGCAUACCUUUCUGAGCAUCAGAAAAUUCACACUGAUGAGAAACCUUUCAAGUGCAAGCUGUGUGGGUCAACCUUCAGACAAAAGUCCCAACUUAGUGAACAUCAGAGAAUCCAUACUGAUGAGAAACCAUAUCAAUGCAAGGAAUGUGGGAAAUACUUUAGUCGACGUUCAAAUUUAACUGGGCAUCAGAAUAUUCACACUGGAAAAAAACCCUUUAUUUGUAAGGAAUGUGGGAAAGUCUUUAGGGUUAAUAUACAUCUCAUUCGCCAUCAGAGAUUUCAUGGUGGUGAAAGACCCUUUGAAUGUAAAGAAUGUGGAAAGGCUUUUCAUCUUCCCAGCCAGUUUAACUACCACAAAAACAUUCUUCAUACAGGUCAAAAAACCAUUUGAAUGUGAGGAAUGUGGGAAGUCCUUCAAUCGAGUCUCCAGCCUUGUUGAACAUAGGAUUAGUCAUACUGGUGUAAAAUUAUAUGAAUGUAGUCAGUGUGGGAAAACCUUUAAUCAUUGAUCAAACCUUAGUCAACAUCAGAAAAUUCAUUCUGGUUUGAGACCCUUUCAGUGUAAGGAAUGUGGAAAGGCCUUCAUUGUUCUGGCAAAGCUCACUCAGCACCAGAGCAUUCAUACUGGAGAGAAAUUUUAAUGUGAGCACUGUGGGUCAGCCUUCACACCUCAGUACCAGCUUACUCAACAUCAGCUAAUUCAUACUUGUGAGAAGCUCUUUUAAUGCAAGGAAUGUGGGGGACCCUUUUGAUAUUAUUACCAAUUUCAUACUGGUAAAGAUCCUUAUAAAUGUAAAGAAUGUGGGAAGUACCUUACUUGUGAUAGAUACCUUAAAGCACAUCAAGGAAUUCACACUAGUGAGAAGAAACUUUACCAAUGUUAAGAAUUUGGUUGGAAGCCCUUCAGUCGAAAAUGAAAGUUUGUUUGACACAUAAGAUUCAUAUUGGAAAGAAGCCUUAUAGAUGCAAGGAAUGUGGAAAAGCCUUGAGCAGUAAUUCUGAGCUACCUGUAUAUCAGAAUUCAUAAUGGUGAGAAAUCCUAUGAAAGUCAGAAAUGUGGGAAAAUGUUUAGAUUUAGUUCAGCCUUCACUGCACAGCAGAGAAGACAUACUGGCAUGAAGCCCUAACACUAUAAAGAAUGUGGAAAGACCUUUAAGUAGAGCUCAGUCCUUAACAUAAAGGAAACCAUGCUGGUGUGAAACCCUAUGAAUGCAAGGAAUGUAGGAACGUUUAUUGAAUUAGCUCAGCUCCUAAAUCCCAUCAGAGCCCAGUAGGCUUGAAACUCUGUGAAUGUAAAGAAUGUGAGAAAGCCUUUAUUGUAAAUGGUAAGCUUACAAGACAUUGAAAAUCCAUAAUCAUCAGUUCUAUGCGUGUAAGAAGGUAGACAAGCCUUGUAUGGAAGUUUUACUGAACAUCAGAGGACUCAUGGUCAAGACUGUUCCUGAAAAGAAUGUGGGAAGAAUAAUCUGCCCUAAGAUUUGGUCAACAUCAGAGUAUUCAUAUAUUCUUGAUGCCAAGAUCCCUUAGAGAAUCAGAGUGUGGGAAGUAUGUUGUUCCAAGGAGGUAUUCUGUUGAGAAUGUCUUUGAAUGUCAGAAAUAAUAGGGAAGACAUCAUGUUCUUGAUUUACUUUCAUCUUGUUAAUUUUAUAAACUUAAUAUAUCAAUCACUUCUCAGCCAACUUAGGGAGAGCAGUUAUUGGAACUAGGUUUAUUUGUAGCAUCUUCCUUGUCACUAUUAACAUCCUAUGGCUUCUGUUAAUGGCCAGCACAAUAUCUGCCAAAGUCAUGGGGACAAGGUUUUAAUUGAUAUAAAAUCCUUGAAAGAGUAUUUGCUUCAUGCCCUCAUUCUGUAAAGUAGCUUUUAAAGUGUUCUCGCUUUUAUAGGCAUUACUGUAACUGAUAUGAAAAUCAAAUCAUACUGCAGAUACCUUAGAAAAUCCUCAUGCAUUUCUCCACUAUAAAUUUAAAAUAACUUCGUUCUGUAUACAUCUAAUGCAUGAAAAGGUACAUGAAAGGACUUUCAUUGAGAAUCCAUUCUUUAAGUAUUUGUGUGAAGUUGUUAAAUACACAACUGUUAAUGAAUAAGUACUUUUUUUAAAGGGGUUAAACACAGAAAUUUCAAAAGGUAAAACCCUAUAAUGUAUGCUCUCUGCCCAGAUAUUAAGAUAAGCUAUACAUUUGUGACAGGGCAAGACAGUACAGAGGCUCCUCCAUCUCAUAUUCUUGCUGAGGCCAUUUAAAGUUUGAGCAGAAUUUGACUUAUGAUGGAGAAUCUUGGGAAAUAUUCCCCAGCUAUAGUCUAGGAGCCAGAGAUCAAGAUCAUCUGGCUACUUUAUCCUGGCUUCUGUUUAACUGUGUGCUUGGGCAAAAGCUCCCUUUCCAGCAGCUGAGCAAGAUAACAGGAUGUAGUUUUUUUCUUUUAAUAGCCCUUUGCUCUGAAUGCUUGGGGCUACACUUCGAUCCCAAAUACCUGAGUGAUGUUCCAGCAAACUGGAAUAACGACUUUCAGUCGGCUAUAAACUCUUGUCUGAAUAGUCUUCUCUGGUGACCUUCCGGGAAAACAUUAACAGAAAUAGCCAAAAUUGAAACUACUUAUAAAAGUACAUGUGUGAAAUUUUUUUAUAUAUAUGGAAAAGUUGGAAGAAUCAACAACAGACUUCUAUGUCCCACCUAGAUUCAAAAUUGUCAACAGUUUACUAUGUUGAUUCUGUUUUUCUGUGUAUAUGGGUAUUUGGGGCUGUACCAUUAAGAAUACCUUUUAAAACCUGAUGGUGGUGGUACAUACCUUUAAUCUAACCAGCACUCAGGAGGCAGAGACAGGUGGAUCUCUAUAAGUUCAAGGCCAGAGUGAUGUACAUAGCUAGUUCCAGAGGGCUAGGGUGGGUACACAGAGAAACCCUUUCUGAAUUAAAAAAAAAAAGAAUAUGCUUUAGAGUUAGAUGUGUGUGAUAGUAUAUGUCUGAAUCCCAGUACUAGGAAUGCUGAGGCAGGACAAUCAAGAGUUGGACGCAAGUUUAGCUACAUUGUGACUUCAAGUCCAACUUUGGCUGUCUAGAGACCCUUUUUUAAAAAACAAAGUUUUAGACUUUCCAUUUUAUAAUUUACCACAGCAGCUAAGAUGGAGUGUCAUCUCUGCUACAGAACCAUAUUAUUAAAGAAAUGACCCAGACACUCUUUUUUGGGUAGACACUCCCCACCCCACCCCCUGCCCCAACCCCAGGCUGUGCUUGCCCAAAGACCAGGUAGGCCAGCCACCCCAUGGAUCUUCCUCACUUUCUCAGUCUCCUUGGGUAGACAUCUGCCCAACCACAGGUAAUGCCUGCCAGAAGACCUUUCUCACUCUCUAGCACCCAACAUAUCAAUCCUCAGUUGUCCCUCAACCCUCAUUGCUGUGUCCUAGCUCCCAACUCUGGCAGACACCCCCGUCUAAGCACAGGCCAUAUCUCCCAGAAGAUCAGGUGGCUGCCCACCCAUGGACAUCCACUCUCAGUGAACCCACCUAGGACCCAACCCUCAACCCCUUCCCCUCCUUGUUGCCAUAUCCCAGCUUCCAGCUCAGGUGGAGACUUCCUGCAUGGACCAUAGGAUACACUACCAGAACUCCAUCUAGGCAAUCCACCCACUGACCUACAUUCUCUUGGUGCCCUACCCUAAACACUGGCCCCCAAUUCUCCCUCCCUUGUCUCUGUGUACUAGCCUCCAACUGGGGCAGAGACUGGUGCUGGGUCAGAGGCCACGUAGGCUUCCAGAACUCCAGGUAGCUUUCCCUGCCUGCAGAAUUCCUAGACUCUUGGUUCCUCCCCCUCACAAUCCCCAAACCCCUUCCCCUCAUCACUGUGUCCCAGUCCCCAACUUGGGCCCAAGACCUCUUGCUCAACAAGAAACCAUAUUAGCAACCAGACGACUAGAGAGGAAACAAACCAAAGAACAAAACACCCAUCCAACAAAGACAAACCCAGAACUUGGCACCUAGAUCUAUAAUCACACCAAACUCAGAUGCUUAGAUGCCAGCAUAAGAACACAAUCAGCAACUGGGUCAGUGUCACCAUCAGAGCCCAGCCAUCCUAAUACAGUAGGCACUGAAUAUUCCAACACAUUUGAAACAUGAGAAAAAGGACUCAAAUCCAACUUCAUGAAGAUAGAGGUUCUAAAAGAAGUGAAUAAAUUCCUCAAAGAAAUCAAGGAAAAGACACAGAUAAUUGGAGGAAAUGAAUAAAUCCCUUCAAGAAAGCUAAGAAAAACAGUUGAACCCAACAAACAAACAAAAACUUUUUAAGACCUGAAAAAAGAAAUAGCAAUAAAGAAAACAAAACUGAAGGAAUUCUGAAAAUUGAAAAUCUAGCUAAAUGAACUGGAACUACAGUUGUAAUCAUCACCAACAAAAUACAAGAGAUGGAAGAGAGAAUCUCAGGCAUUGAAAUAUGAUAGAAGAAAUAGAUACAUUGCUCAAAGAAAGUUUACCUAUAAAAAGUUCCUGAAACAAAAAUCCAGGAAGUCUGGGACAAUGAAAAAACCAAAUCUAAGAAUAAUAGAAAUAGAAGGAGAAGAACCCCAACUCAAAGGCCUAGAAAAUAUUUUCAAGAAAAUUGUAGAAGAAAACUUUCCUAACCUAAAGAGGGAGAUGACUAUAAAAGCACAAGAAGCAUACAGAACACCAAAUGGCUUGGGUCUGAAAAGGAAGUUCCCUUGUCACAUAAUAAUCAAAACCAAAACAUACAGAAGAAAAUAUUAAAAGCUGAAGGGAGAAAGAACAAGUAACAUGUAAAGGUAGGCCUAUUAGAAUUACACCUUACCUUUUACUGGAGACUAAUACAAGCUAGAAGGGUCUGUGCAGUUGUCCUGCAGACUCUAAGAGACCACAGAUAUCAGCGGAGACUAUUAUGCCCAGCAAAUGACCCAGAGUUUUAAGAAACUCAGAAAUUCGUCAUUGGCUUUCAAACUGUGCUUUUACAAAUUUAUGUAUCCUAAGGAGAAUCCAAUAUAGAUAAAGAUUAGGCCUUGCUCUGUCCUUUAUUCAAUUUUCAGUGUUGAUUGAAGCUAGGUCCUUGUGUGUGGCAGAUAGGCGCUCAGUCACCAAACUACAUUACAAGCCUUUAGCCACUGUUGCCUUCUAUCUAAGGAAAUUAAGGUUCAGAUGACUCAUUUUGGAUAAGAAUACAUUAAAGAUUGUGUAUCUUUUAACAUAUCCAGAAGUGCUUACAUGGCAGCUACCACAUUAUUUAAGAAAUUAAACUUGUUCAUUUGGUUAAGGCGGUGGCUGCCAGAGGUUCACUAAAAGGUCUAGCUUGUUGUGGAUAUGUAAUCUACAUGGAGAUACUAUUACAUUCAAAUUUUUAUAGUUAUGGUUACUUAAAUACUGGGUCAAAUGUAAGUAAAAACCAAAAUGCUGAGUGAAGAACAUAAUAAUGUCAACAGAAUUCAAGUUGUGUGGUGUAACUGAUGGUACAAAAUUAAUACCAUUCAAUGAAAGCAGGGAACAAGACUAUUUUGAAUGGACCCUUGUUUUUGUUGCCAUUUUAACCCCAAAUAUAAGCACUGUCCCUGGCAUAUGAGUAAUUGACAAAGUUGGAAAAAGUUAAGCAUUCAAGUCAAGAAGCUACAGAAGAAACCCUAAACCAGUAUAAAGAUGGCAUCAGCAGUAAAUGAAAAUUAAUAGGAGAUAGUUUCAUAUUUUAAGAUAUACUUAUUUUAUGUAUAUGAAUGUCUUGCCUGCAUGUUUUCAGACAUUUUAUUUUAUGUAUAUGAGUGUCUUGCCUGCAUGUGCACUUUCUGUGUGCCCUGGUGUCUCAGGGUGCCAGAAGAGGGUGCCAGAUGCCCCUGGAACUGGAGUUAGGACAGUUGUGAGUCACCAUGUGGGUGAUGGAGACUGAAUUUGAGUCUAAUGUAAGAAAAUACAGCAUGUGUUCUUAAUUGCUGAGCCAUCUCUCUAGCCCUGAUGAUGAUAAUUGUAAUGUCUAAAGAGAGAAAUAUUUCUUCAAGAUCACAAAUAUACACAAUUUUCCUCCAUUUAUUUUUUUCUAGAGUUAUUUGAAUUUGGUAUUUUACUGGAUUCUAAAGUAUAUUGUUACAAUGCCAUCUCAAAAAUUUACCUCCAUUUUGUUAAUGCCUAUCUUGAAUGAUACCUUCAUAUGAAUGAUCUUUUUGGGAUAGGUUGCUCUGAUUCUAGUUCAUUGUGGUGAAGAGAGUUGUCUAGUAGAAAAUUCAGUAAUGGGUAAUGUCUUAGGGUUUCUAUUGCUGUGAAGAGACACCAUAACCACAGCAACUCUUAUAAAGGAAAACAUUUAAUUGGGGCUGGCUUACAGUUUCAGAGUUUCAGUCCAUUACCAUCAUGGUGAGAAGCAUGGUAGUAUGCAGGCAGACCUGGUGCUGGAGAAGGGGCUGAUAGUCCUACAUCCAAAUACACAGGCAUUGGGGAGAGCUUGCUUAAGCACUUGAGACCUCAAAGCCGACCCCCUAGUGACACACUUCUUCCAACAAAACUACACCCACUCCAGCAAGACCCAAUAGUGCCAUUCCCUAUGAGUUGAUGGUGGUCAUUUUCUUUCAAACCACCAUGGGUAACAAUCACCUUGCAAGAUACUGUAUGAUUAUGCUUGUGUUGUAUAGAAACAUAGAUACAUUUGUGUAUUUUACAUGGUGCUGUGUGGUCAUGUGUGUACAAUGUGGUUGUGUGUGUUUCCACAAUGUCAGGAGUUAUUGAAUGAGCAAUAAAUUUACAACUGCUGUCA